Molecule: messenger RNA, 3801 nt
Organism: Condylostylus longicornis
Lineage: Eukaryota; Metazoa; Arthropoda; Insecta; Diptera; Dolichopodidae
Product: myb-like protein I
Exons: 5
Coding region: 1603-3543 (646 amino acids)
Biological process (GO): cilium assembly
Cellular component (GO): ciliary transition zone
Source: RefSeq, a predicted model, not a curated record
GUAAAAAAAAAUUAAAAUAAAAUAUUCGAGAAAAAUUAAAAUUAUUCAUUUUUUCAUAAUUAUAAUAAUUUGAAAACGAAAAUAAAUAUAUUAAAUAUAUUUAAAUUUAAAAAUAUAAUAAUAACAAAUUUAAAAGUGAAAAUAAUUUGUAAAUAAUUAAAAUAUAAUAAAAAUUAAAUAAAAUAGAAGAAAAAAGAAAAAGAAGAGAAACAAGAAAUUCAAUACGAAUUUAAUGCGAAUCAAACACCAAAAUUGCAUAUAUUUAGGCGAAGCGAAAAAAUUUCUUUAUUUCCUAUUUUCAAUAUAGUUAAAUAAAAAAAAAAUAGAAAAUUAAAUUUAAUUUUCAAAAAAAAAAAGAAAUUUUAAUUUUUAUUCUCAAUUCUUUUUGAACAUAUACAUGUGCAUAUAUAAAGAAAAUAAUGUAAAUAUGUAAAUUUAUAAAAUGCCUAGAAAAAAUAUAUAAAUAUUUUUUUUUUGUUUUUGCAAAAUAAAAAUAAAAUAUAAGAAAAUUUUUUUUUUUGUAAAAAAAAAGUUAAAAGCUUUUUAUGUGAAUUUCGUAGUUGGAUUUUAUUUUUCUGAUUUUCUCUUGUAACGAGCAUAUUACAAGAACACGGAGAACGGAAUACAGCGAACGAGCACAAUAUACAAUAAAUGGAAAUUAGGGACAAGAAAAAAAAUAAAGGAAUAUAAACGAAAGGAUAAUUUUUGUACUAUUCUGGAAAUUUUUUUGUUGUUUUUAUUUUUGAUAUUUAAAAAUAGAUUUCAAGAAAUCAGUAAUUAAUUACAAAAAAAAAUAAAAAAAAAAACAACAAAGUAUAUAAGUAAAACAAAUUUAUCUAAAAAUAUUAAAAAUAUUAUGAGCUAUUGAAAAUUAUAUUCGAUAUACAAAUACACACAUAUGUAAGAAAGAGAGAAAGAGAGAGAGAGAUAUAAAAUAAAAAAUUAAUUCUAAAUAGGAAAAAAAGGAUAAAAUCAGAAUUUUAGUUUCCUUUAUAUACUUACAAAAAUAAAAAAAUAUAAGAAAAACAGAAAUAAAAACAAAAAAUAAAGAAAAAAAAAAAAACAAAGUGAUUUUUCAUAUUUUUCUUCUGAUUUUUUUUUCUCUUGAUAUUUUGACAUUUAAAAAGUUAAUUUAUUUAUUUUGUUGUUGUUUUUCUUUUCCUUUCUCAACAACAAACGUUUUUUUUGUUUAUUUGUGUUGUUUGUGUACGUGAUGAUAUUAUGUGAAUAAAUAAUUGUUGUUAUUUAUUAUUAUUUUUUCGAUAAUAAAAUACAAAAAAGUGCAUUCUCAUUCAAUUUAACUCAAAAUAUAUAAAUACCUAUAUAAAGAUGCAUAUAUACAAAUAUAUUCAAAAAUGUACAUAAAUCUUAUAUUGUAAUUACACACAUAAAAAAGAAGUACCUUCAUUCUAACGCAGUUAUAUAAAAAAAAAACGAAAUAUAAAAUUCAUAGGUAAUUAAUUCUACACAAAUUUACUAAUUAAAAAAAUAAUAUAAUUAAAAAAUAUUAAAAAUAGAAAAUUCUAAUUAUACCUUAUAUUUAAAAAAAAGAACAAAAGAGUGAAAUAGAAAAAAAAAACCAAAAAUAAUUAUAAAUAAAUUAUGGAAGUACCACCACCAAAAGUCCAUAGACAUCAUCGACAUAGAAGAUCAAAUAGACGUAAUAAUGAGCAAUCAUCAUCAACGGAACGCCAAUCAUCACAAAAUCAAAAUGAUGCAUCUUCACAAUAUCCUGUUAGUCCUUUAGCUAGAGUACAUGAACGUAAUCAACAAUUACAACAACAACAACAACAUGGCAAUAAUUCAAAUUCAUCAAUAUCUUUACCAUCACAUAAUAUACAAAUAGUUGCAUCAUUUCAUCCACAACAUAAUACAACUACAUCAACAGCACCAUCAUCAUCAUCAGCAACGCAACAACAACAACAAGAAAAUCCAGCUGUAUUAGUUAAUGGACAUGAACCAAAUUUAGAUGAAAUAAAUAAUGAUGAUAUUGUUAUUAAUAAUCAAGAUAAUAAUUCAUCAUUAAAUAAUGGACAACAACCAGGACAUGUUAUAUUAGUUUCUAAUGUACAACAACAGAAUAAUGACAGUGGUGGUGGUAUUGUAAGCGGUAAUAGUGGUAUUACUGGUGGUGGUAAUGUAAAUAAUACAAGUAAUAAUAGUAUUAUAAGAAAUCAAUCAGAAAUCUUAUCAACGAUUAGAAAUCAACAAAAUCAAUUAGAUACUAAUAAUAUAAAUAAUAUAAGACGUACAAUGCAAUUAACACCACAUGGUUCACCAAGACCAGGAUCAUCAGCAUCAACUGGUAAUAUUGAACAGAAUCAACAACAGCAACAACAACAGCAACAUAAUCAGACAUCAUUACAUCAUAAUGUACAUAAAGGUAUUAUGGGUUUCAUGGAUCGUGAAUUAAAAACAAAUACAAAUCCAAAAAAAACACAAUCACUUUCAGAUCCACAAGCAAGUCCAGCACAACGUUCAACCCGAAGUCGUAGUAGUUUAGAGAAAAGUCCGCGACGUAAACGUAGUAAAUCAGAAUCGCGUAGACGACGUGAACGUAAAUUAAUUGCUGCCGGUGAAAUGGAAGUAAGACAAGCAAAUGAAACAUUAAUGAGAUAUUUAAAACAAGUAUCUGAGAUGAAUGAUGCAUCAUUAUCUGGUGAAUUAGAAAUUGAUCAUAAUUUCGAUGAGAGACGUGUUCAUCGAAAAACGAAAUCACAACGAGAUAAACGGGGACAUUUAAUUAGUAAAAGUAGUGUUAAUAAAUUAUACGCCGCUGGCGGCGGAUUAUCAUCAAUAUUAAAAGAUUUAUCAGAAGAUAUUGUGCCAGGUAAUGAAAUUUAUAAUCCAUUUACACCGGUUGUAUCACCCACAGAAGGACCUCCAUCAAGAAUUGAUAAAAUGUUUAUACAAACAUCAUCCGGUUAUAGACCAGUCGAUUAUUAUAAACAUCAAAUAGAUCCUGAAAGCAAUAAACAUGAAAUUAAUACAAGUGUUAAUUUAUCGUGUGCCCUUCAAAGAAUAUGGAUCAUGGUUUCUAAUAUAUGUCAUGGUUUAUUAGGUGGCCUAGCAUUAGCACAUCUUUUAUUUAUAAUAACAAAUCGACCAUUAGAUUGGGUUGAUGGAGCUAUUAAACAUUAUUCAGCAUUUGCUGAAGUAUAUGCAAAUACAUUUUUUUGUUUGGCAAUAAUAUGUAUGGUAUCUAUAUUCGAUAGAAUGGAUUUAUGUCAUAUAGAUAUAACGAAUGCAUCCGAAUUAAUAUCAUUCCGUUGGAUAAUUAUUGCAAUGAUAUAUAUUGCGACAAUAAUAUUAACAUUAUGUGCUGAAACAAUCGAUGAAAAAUUAUACUUGACCAAUUUCAAUAUAACAAUAUUUGAAGAAGAAAUGGAGAACAAUCAAGUAUUAAAUGUUUGGAAUAGUUUAUCAAUAGCUCGUAGUAUUGGUGCAAUAUUUGGUUGGGUAAUGAUUGGUUUAUCACCUGGUGAAGAUUUACUCUAUGAAAAUCUCCUUGAAAUGGAAAAAUAUCAAUUGACAAAUAAUUAGAUUAUAGAAAAAACUAAAACAUCAAUAUACAUAUAUACAUAUAUAUAUAUAAAUAUAAUAAUUUAAUUUACUUAUUAAAAUUAUUAAGAAAACAAUAAAAAAAAUAAAUGCACUAAAAGCAUUAUACAUUAUAUAAAAAUCAUAAAUUUUCAAUUUCAAAAAAAUUAACUAUAAAUAUAUAAAUAUAUAUAUAUAAUGUAAAUGAUAUACAUAUUUGUAAAUAUAUAUAUACACAUGAAAUAUUAUUACCCUUUAAAG